Molecule: messenger RNA, 1699 nt
Organism: Hippocampus comes (tiger tail seahorse)
Lineage: Eukaryota; Metazoa; Chordata; Actinopteri; Syngnathiformes; Syngnathidae
Gene: blnk
Product: B cell linker
Exons: 23
Coding region: 54-1526 (490 amino acids)
Biological process (GO): intracellular signal transduction; cell surface receptor protein tyrosine kinase signaling pathway
Source: RefSeq, a predicted model, not a curated record
GUACUUCCAGGGGCACACACAUUUCAACUCGGAGUGCCCCUGCUGUGAAUGAAAUGAACUUGCCAUCCAGAGAGCAGUGUGAUGGGUGGGACCAGCGCCAAGUGGCCUUAUUUAUGGGAAAGAACAAUACGGAAGACUGUGCUGCAGCUGUCAACAGAAUGAAAAUAUGGGGACAGAAACUCAUGACCAUAUCAGAUGGCGACAUGAGCAAGUUCCAUCGACCGCAGCUUCAAAAGAUUGCUCAGGACAUCCAGAAGAAUGAUUCCAGCUACCUGAAUAAAUUUAGAAGACUGAAAAGCAAACCAGGUCCAGAGGUACCUGUGAGAGACUACAGAGAUGAAGACAUGGUGGGUCCAGAGGAUGCGUCUGAACCAGACUAUGAUAAUGAAAUGUACGACAAUCCACAAGAGCACGAUAUCAACUAUGAGCCGCCUCCCAGCCAAAAAGUCUUCACCAGAACCUCUUCUUCAUCCUUCCUAACGGGGGAUUAUCUUGACAGCUGCCAUAAUGGGCCAAAUCUGGGACACAAAAAGGCCUUCAAACGGGGCAAAGAAUCUCGACAACUGCCCCCGGAACCCACACAAAUCGACAGUCAUGACGCAGACUACAUCAGUCCAGAUGGCAAUACCGAGGAUGACAACUAUGUGGAACCUGAAGACAAUCCCACUGCAGAUGCUAAGAUGUUUCAUACAAACAGAACCAUGAAAGGCCACCCCGUAUCCCAACUAACUUUACCAAAGUGUCAACCCAGUUCAGAUUUUUAUGAAGUUCCAGACCAAGAGGCUCAUGUUUCGGCAUACAGAGUACAAAUGAUGAGAUCACCCUGUGCUGAGCAUCAGGCUGAAAGUGACUCGUCAUACGAAGUGUGGGAUCAUGACGACAAGCCAGCCAAACAUUUGCCAAGAGAGUCAGCAAAACCUCCCUUAAGGCUGGCACAAGCUAAAAAGCUGAGAGCCUUUGAGCGUCGAACACUACCAAUGAUUGACCCUGAUCGUAAAGCACAUCCUCCAAAAGCGCUUACUCUGGAUAUGAAACGGCCAAAGGCACCUUUUCCAAACGCUACCUUCCUCAAACAAACUGACAGCAAAUCUCUUGAAAAUGGGGCCACAGACCAAGACAAGGAUUCAGAGGUGUAUGAGAAGCCAUGGUUUGCUGGGGAAUGUGACCGUAAGACUGCAGAAGAGCUGUUGUUUCAUGCAAACCAAGACGGGGCCUUCAUGGUGAGGAAGAGUUCCAGGCAGGACACAAAUCAGCCCUACACAUUGGUGGUGUAUUAUAAAGGCAGAGUGUACAACAUCCCAAUCCGGUUGAUACACAUGCACACAAGACAGCAGUAUGCACUGGGGAGGGAAAAGAAAGGAGAAGAGUAUUUCCACAGCGUCUCUCACAUCAUCGAAAACCACCAGAAGAACCCUCUGGUGUUGAUUGACAGCAAGAGCAACAGCAAGGAUUCUGCCAGGCUGCGUUUUCCUGUGAAACAACCAACCACAUCUGGACAUCACUGCCAGGCUUCUAACGCAUUCUAACACUUGUCUGUGAUGCCCGCGGGAUAAGCAGGCUCGCCAUGGGGCACUGAAUUAGCAGACUCAGAAGACUUUCAACAUGUUUAUUGAGAUGCUUUGCAAUUCUCCAGCAGUAUUCAAAUUAACAAAAAGGCUGAGAAAGUGUUGCUUGAGCAGAAGCAGGAUUUUUUUUCUUU